This is a messenger RNA of Pollicipes pollicipes, 1020 nucleotides long. Its product is annotated as EF-hand domain-containing family member B. Bases 1 to 1020 code for a protein of 339 amino acids. NCBI's taxonomy places the organism in Eukaryota, Metazoa, Arthropoda, Thecostraca, Pollicipedomorpha, Pollicipedidae. The transcript has 8 exons. The record is from RefSeq and is a predicted model, not a curated record.
AUGACCUCCCACUACAAUCAGGCGGAUAAAAAUCUGUACCAUGCCAUCCACUCGGACCUGGUGGGGGAACUGCUCCAUCCGCCGCGGGCACCGGCCACGCCCGAACCCGUCAAACGGUUCCGGCGCUCGCACUACGCCGACCCAGGCAUCCGCACAUUCCACUGGGGCGUCGCCAACGACCCCAACGACAAGCCGAACCAGAUUCACGGCACCAAGUUCGGCACCCGGUCGCUGCUGACGUACGACUCUUCGGUGCGCCACCCGGUCGGCUCCGUGCCUCUGCGGCAGCCGGCCAUCCCACCGCACCUCACCGCCGCCGGCGCCGCCACGUUCGGCGUACCCACCAAGUAUGGUGACACGGUGGCCCAGUGUGUCAGCCCGUUCCGAACGGCAGCGGAGUUCCAGGCCCACUGGUGCAAGGGCACCGACCUCUACCGGCGAUCGCACAUGCACCUGAUGCCCGGCGAGCAGAGACAGCGCCACUAUGGCCCGACGUUCAACGGCUCGGCCAAGUUCGGGGUUCCGACGCCACACGACCCGUCCGGCCGCAAGGUCAAGGAGUGCGUGACCUGGCCGGGUCCGUGCCAGCCACUGCCGGCCCUGGUCAGCUUGCGGGCCGAGAACUGGCGCGAGCUCAACCAGAACCGCAUUGGGGAGCCACUCGAUAAGUUCCAGUGCACGCGAGACCUGCCGUCCGGCUUCACUCACGGCACCCCGAUGCGGCACACGCUCUGCAACGCGCUGGACAUGGCGACGGCCGCCGGCUUCACCAGCUUCAUCGGCCUCAUGAAGACCAUGAAGAACAUGGACAAGCUGGGCACCAAACACCUACCGCUGGAGUCCGUGUUGGCCGCCUGCUGUGAGAUGUGUGUGCCACUCUCCACCGCCGAGCUGCGCCACCUGGUGGAGCGGCUCAACCUGGCACAGGGGCCGCGCCAGCUGGUCAUUUACGCCUUGUUCGUGGCCACGCUCAACUGGAAGGACCGCCUCACCCUCGGACAUCUGGAGUGUGAGUACUAG